This is a messenger RNA of Glarea lozoyensis ATCC 20868, 1554 nucleotides long. RefSeq lists its product as uncharacterized. Gene Ontology annotation, molecular function: mRNA binding. Gene Ontology annotation, cellular component: ribonucleoprotein complex; endoplasmic reticulum; nuclear outer membrane-endoplasmic reticulum membrane network. Lineage: Eukaryota; Fungi; Ascomycota; Leotiomycetes; Helotiales; Helotiaceae. Gene Ontology annotation, biological process: intracellular mRNA localization. The record is from RefSeq and is a predicted model, not a curated record. The transcript has 3 exons. The coding region runs from base 1 to 1554 and encodes 517 amino acids.
AUGGCUGACGUCGCAACACCUUCUGGAGCGGCCAUGUUCGACGCUGGCAAUACCGAGAAAAAGGAGAAAUCCGGCAAGCCUACUGCUCCUGAUGCAGAAGCCUACAAGGCGGCUCUCGCAAAGCUAGAGAAGGAGCAUAAAGCUGCUAUGGACAGAUAUACAGCAGCCAAAGCAAAAUGCGAGCUUGCAACAUCCCCAAAGGACUCACCUUCCGGUAAAGAGCGUGCCGAGACCCUGAAGAAGCUCAAAGAAAUCCAGGCCAAGCAGGGUGAAGGAAAAGCUGGCCGUGGACCAGUGUUGGAAAAAAUCAAGAAACUGGAGGAUAGCGUGCGUACCGACCAGAACAACUUGAAAGCCGCCAAAAGCAAGUUGAAUUACAAGGGAACUGAAGACAUUGACCGCGCAAUUGAGCGCUUGGAUAAGGAAGUCAAUGGCGGCAUGAUGAAGCUGGUCGAUGAGAAAAAGGCAUUGGCUGAAAUAUCGAGUCUGCGAAAGCAACGAAAACAGUUCACCGGAUUCGACGACAUCCAAAAGAGCAUUGAUAAUAAGAGAGCCGAGAUCAAGAAGCUCCGCGACUCUCUUGAUGACCCUGAAGCUAAGGCCCUUAGCGAAGAAUACAGCAAAUUACAAAAGAAAUUCGACGAGCUCAAAGCUGCACAAGAUGAGGCUCACAGUAAUCUGAGCGCUCUCCGUGAUGAAAGGUCGAAAUAUCACAAGGAGCAGCAAGAGACUUAUGCUGAGAUCAAGAAGCUCAAGGAUGAACACUACCAAGCCGGCCGCGCAGCGCAAAAGUACGAAUUUGAACAGCGCCAGAAAGCGAGAGAAAGGAAGAAGGCUGAGAACGAAGCUUACCAGAAGGGAAAGAGAAUGGAGCGUGCCAAUGCGAUUCUUGCUGAAGCUAGGGAACCAGCUUACCUGGACGAGAUCAGACGUGCAAACAGUCUUCUGGCCUUCCUCGACCCGUCAUUCAAGCAAGAAAAAGCCGCCCUUAAAGCUGCAUCAGGAAUGGAAGCAGCUGCGUCACGAAAAGUUGAUGAUUCCGGAAUGAAGGGAACCAAGGUCGUCAAAAAGGAGGAAGAAGACUACUUCGCUGGUACUGGUGGUAAGAAAUCCAAGGGAAAGAAGAACAAGAAAGCUGCCCCAGAAUCACCAUCUACACCUUCCACACCAACCACCGGAAAGUUUAGCUGCCCACCUGCUGUUAUGGAGGAUUGUGCGGCUAUGGGAAUUGAUCCUCCCAUGACUGCUUCCGAUAUCCCAUCGGUAACUGAGAAAGUCAAGGCCAAGUUGGAGCACUGGAAAUCCGAUCAAGAUGCCCAGACCAAGAAAAACGUCGAAAAGGCCGAAAAAGAAGUCAAGCGUCUCGAAGCCGAAGAAGAUGGCACCUCCACCCCAUCCGAAAAACCAACCACCACCAACGGCCACGGCGAAACCAAAGCCACAGCCGGUAUCGAGGAAGGAGGCUCCAUCACCAACGAAAUCGAACUUGUUAAGGGCGCCGUCGCAGACGUCGUUGCGGAUCUGAAGGGCGCUUCCAUUGAGGAUAAGGCGUAG